Molecule: messenger RNA, 3597 nt
Organism: Penicillium brasilianum
Lineage: Eukaryota; Fungi; Ascomycota; Eurotiomycetes; Eurotiales; Aspergillaceae
Source: the annotation of a GenBank genome assembly
AUGCCGUCAUUGGCCGAUGACUCUCGGUCGGCCAGUUCGUCGUUCCCCGCAAUUCGUCCGCAAUUCGGCAACCAGCAGUCCCGCAAUUCGAUUCGUGCAGAGGGCAGGUCUCAGUUUGCUUUUUCAUUUUCUUCGAUCCACCGAGGUAGUGUGCCAGGGACGAUGGACCUCAGUCCGCAACAACUCUCGCCGCUGCAGAGUGCAUCCUCCUCCGGACGAGCUCCGUCAUCGGCACGGGGAGCCCUCGCCGGAGGCCGCCAGAUUACUCGAAAUCGUGCGAGUUACAGUUGCCACACCUGCCGCCGGCGCAAAGUCAAAUGCGAUAAGGUUCACCCCAUAUGCGGCAACUGCGCAAAGACUGGGGCCGACUGCAUAUACGAUGCCUCGUCCUCAUCGCAAACCACGGAGAAUGUGCGAGAGGGAUCUGUGCGACCCGGAUAUGGUGUGAAACGUAGGAGGGAAACUCCACGAACGCUGGAGGAGGAUGUGGAUGAAUUGCAAUCGAUAUACGGCCACCUGAGAGAAGAGGAUUCACCUGGUGGACAAAAGGGGAACCCGCACGCCAUUGAGGCUCGACUCGACAAGCUCAUGUCAAUGAUCGAACGACUCGGCGACAAUCCUCAUGCGCUCGAGGAAGCGGAAAGGCAAGGUGUAACUCCAACGGGAGGCAUCGAGUCUGCACUCCUGGACCAAUUGCGGCAGAGCGGUGGCUUUCAAAAUGGACAGUCGACCUCUUCUCGGCGAUCCAGUCCACGACGCACUGCAGCAGAGUCGAGUGGCGAUGAGUUCCCCAUUCCUUCGGGUCAAGCAACCGACCUUGUCGAUCCGGUUGGAAGCUUAAACCUGGGACAUUUGAGCUUGGAGGAUGGAGGAAGAUCCAGAUAUGUGGGAACGACAUAUUGGGCUUAUAUCUCCCACGAGAUAAACGAUCUUAAUCAAUUGCUGAGAGAUCAAAAUCGGUCACACGAUGUAUUGUCAGAGAGCGCGAAUGAGGACCUCAGCAAUCCUGUUACCGGCUCAAGAAGACCAUGGAAAGAAUCGAUUGAUAGCUCUACAUUCUCCAAUACCUCUCGAUCUCGAGGUGGAUCCUUCCAGCAAUCCAUCAUCUUCCCAUCCGGUGACUCUCCAUCGAUCAACGAGAAGACAGUUGAGCCCGAGAUGCUCGAGCAUGUCCCUACACGACGGCAAAGCCACCUCUUGUACAAAGGUUUCAUGUCGGGUAUCCACGCCAUCAGUCCCGUCCUUCAUCCUCCGACUAUCUUGAAACUCUACAAUGCUUUUUGGGACUGGUAUGACUACACCAGCUAUUCUGGAGAACCUUGCCCGAAUCCUUCGUUUGUGCCAUUGCUCUAUGCCAUCUGGUACGGUGGUUCUGUGACGAUAUCCCUCAGGACCAUCAAAGCCGAGUUCAAUGCGCCCUCUCGUGUUUCACUUUCUGCGAUGUACAGUGAGGAGGUGACCCGCUGGUUAACGAAAAUUUCUUUCCCUCGCAGUCCUUCUCUGCAAGGACUGGCAGCUUAUCUCAUCGUGCAGACCAUAUUGUCAAAAGAGGAAGAGCCUUUGACAAGCAGUCUGUUCGUGAGUCUGGCCAUGAGAGUGGCGCAGACGAUGGGCUUACAUCGCGAUCCAGCCAAUUUCGGGAUCGAACCGUGCGAGGCAGAGUACCGACGACGGCUCUGGUGGCAUAUCAUGCACAUGGAUGGUGUGGUUGCCAUGUCGAGUGGUCUCCCUCCACUCGUUAGCGACGAGAAUUACUGGGAUGUGCGGGAGACUAGCGAGAUCAAAGACACCUUGCUAGGCACCCCAAAAGCCGAGCAAUAUGAAAAGCUCGUUGCCAAUAAGCAAAGGUUACCCGACAACCCUGACGAUCCAUCUGUUUGUGGCGGCCCGUCAAUGGUGAAUGUCUUCUAUUUGACCGCCCGAGGAAAAUACACUAUGGCUCGUGCCGUUCGAAAAAUCCUGAAGAUUCAGCUCGGCACUAAACCGGUUACACGUAGCGAUAUGGAGGAAUUGCGAACGAUCCUUCUCGACCUGCAGCUGAAGCUGAAUUCAAUAGUGAAUAGGAUCCCGGAGGGCUUGCCUACUGGCAGUCCUUCUGUGUCAUCAGGGCGGGCACUAUCCAUGUCCAAAUCUCCCGUUGAAGCUCGAUCCACCGAAACGGAGCUUCCAGGUGAAGGUCCAAACGGCUGUCCAGAACAAUACCACACUGCAGUUCUUGUUUCAUUCCACAAGUGGGCACGAAUUAUCCUGUCGUUAUAUAUUGACAAGGCAUUUUGCGUUGCAUAUCAACCCUUCCUCAAGAAUGCGCGCAGUCGGAUUUGGCCGGCAGCACGGCAAAGUGCUCUUCGUCACUGUCACGGAUUCAUGGAAAAGUUUAUUCAGCUUGCGACUGACCCCGACUUUCAACCUUUUCAAUGGAGCUGGCCUGGAAAUCAUCAACCUAUGCAUGCAACGAUGAUCAUGCUCAUUGACUUAUACGAACGACCUUACAGCCCGGAGGCUUCACGCUCGCGCGCGUUCAUUGACCGCAUAUUGGCUCUUUCUGGCCCUGACGGCGGCGUAGUUGGUGGUGAAGAUGGCAUCUCAACGCAACGGCCACUCAAAGACGGUGGCCGUGAAGCAUGGGACAUGAUCCGUCGCCUUCGCCAAAAGGCAUGGCAAAAAGCUGGAUUAAACCCACAAAUGCUGUGGACCGAACAGGAUCAAAUUCAGGCGGGCAUAGCAUCACCAGCAGGAGAAACCCGUGGCUCUCGUGGUCCCUUCUAUUCGGGAACAUCUUCAGUGCCUGGAUCACCCGGAUUAUCCGCUAUGUCCUCACGUCAAUCCACCGCUCCCGAUCGCCAACUCUCCGAUUUCAACCGCAUGUUCUACAACAUGACUCGUUCUCACAUCCUCCCUAGUCCCGCGGUCUCUUCCGCAUCUGUCAAGCCGAGCCCCCUUCGAUACUCAUAUCAACUACCCCCACCAAACCGAACCUCCGCCCCCCUGCCAACUCCACAAUACAACCCCACACCAGCAGCUGUCACUCUGCCAGCUCCCGAGAUUCUUCCUGCACCCGCUCCUAUUGCAACUUCUCCCCAAGUUGCACCAUCGCUUGGUUCUCCUUCCUCCCCUCAGCCUAGGACUACCUCUUCCACCGCUUCAAUUCUUCGUCCAGAGCAGCAUCUCUCCGGCAUCACGACCUCCCCGGGCAUGCCCUUCAUGGAUCCAUUUGCCUCAAAUCCACCUCCAACGGGUGUUCCCACUCCACCUUCCAUGGUCGAUCCCAAUCUGAACUUCGACUGGGAUCAAUGGGACGCUGUCUUUGGACAGCAUCUGCCAGUUGCCGAUGAGUUGAUGGAAUUGGAUCCCGUCUCUGGACUGGAUUUUGCUAAUCUCGGGUUCCCUACUGUCAGUAAUAAUGCAAAUUUGUCAUUCAAUGGCCUAUCGGAUUCGGCCUCCGCUGGUAAUGGGAAUUUGCCGCCUGCUUGGAUAGAUAGUGGUUCGGGAAACCCCGAGGUUCCGUCUAGUGACUGGCCGGGAUAUUGUUGAAAUGUUGAAGAUGAUACCAUACACAUAGACUAUUCAUGUAAUAUAUCAAACGAUUGAAUACGGAUA